AAAAUAACAUGGCUUUAGCGAUGAAGAGAUCAUUAGAAGAAUUAUUUCUUGAACAAGGGUGUGAUUGGAAUCCAAAAGAGUUUACAAAUGCUGCGAUAACAAAAAGACUAUGUUUGGAUGAUAAUCCCGUUGAAAAUG
This is a messenger RNA of Racocetra fulgida, 138 nucleotides long. The record is from the annotation of a GenBank genome assembly. NCBI's taxonomy places the organism in Eukaryota, Fungi, Glomeromycota, Glomeromycetes, Diversisporales, Gigasporaceae.